This is a messenger RNA of Aspergillus glaucus CBS 516.65, 960 nucleotides long. RefSeq lists its product as uncharacterized. Bases 309 to 686 code for a protein of 125 amino acids. The record is from RefSeq and is a predicted model, not a curated record. Lineage: Eukaryota; Fungi; Ascomycota; Eurotiomycetes; Eurotiales; Aspergillaceae. The transcript has a single exon.
GAGGAUAGUCCGGAGGAGAAAAGGGCCAUGGAGGAAUGUGAAUAUAAUAUGAUUCAACUGGUGUGGAAGGAAAGAAAUAUCCCGGUUCCGGCUAUUUAUGGUUUUGACGCGAGCUCUGAUAAUAAGGUCGGGGCGUCGUUCAUGCUUAUGGAUUGUUUGAGAGGGAAUGCCGGGAUGGAUCUUGGGAUGAAGGUUCCGGCUGAGUACAAAACGACCGUCUUUACUAGCAUGGCUGAGGUCCACGUAUGUUCUUCCCCCCAAAUGCGGAUGUGAGUGAGCAUUUCUGAUAUUGAUAUCAUCAGGUCGAAAUGUCCCAAAUCCAACUCCCCAAAAUCGGCACGAUCACCGGCAUAAACCCCGAUGGCACAUACCAACAAGGCCCCAUCCCCGGCCUAGGCGGACCCUUAGAUACAGCCACUGACUUCUUCAAAGCCUGGGCAGCCCAUGCCUCUGUCGGAUCAUUUAGACACUUGAUCAAUGAUUUGGCAGACCAUUUGUCUAUCCGCAACGAAGGUCUAUUCCCGCCAUGUCACGGCGACUUCGGACACAACAAUAUGAUUUUCGAUGAUGAGUGGCGGUUACUUGGUGUUAUUGAUUGGGAGAGUGCAUUUGCGGCGCCGUGGGAGAUAGCGGCGGAGUUUUCGUUGACACCUACGACGAUUCCACGUGCUAUGGACGCCCCUUGAAAUUAUGAUGAGAAUAGUUAUCCGAAGGAUGAAGAGAGUCGACAGAAUCUUGUGGAUCGGGACCAGUAUAUUAAGAUAGUCAUGGAGAAGGAAAGGGAGAAGGGAUUGACUGAGGGAUACACUUUGUCGUCGGCACUGCAGAACUCGAAACGGCAGGAUUUGGCGUAUGCUAUGACACUGUACCAGGGUGGAAAGGCCGGGUUUUUCUCGAAAAUGAUGGAUGCAUUCUCCAACUAGAACUUUUGACUUCCAUGACCCAAUGCCCCAACAAUCA